CUCCAAGACUGCGUGCUUGCCCUGCUGGACCCUGGAUCUACAGGAGUCUUGACGUCCCGUGAAGUUUAUUUCUACUCUCUUUAGCCGUGUGACGUUUCGGCAAGGCUGAUUGAGCGCCAUCUCCACACUCGUCCACGCUGCCUACAUCUCCAUUGCAUUCGCAUUAACCACCCCAUCGAUUCCCGAACGCACCUUCCUCGGGCACUCACCUCGCUACACGCGCAACCAAACAACCAGCACUCGAUUGGGUCUCUCAACAGACCCCCAGCAACCGCAACCAUGCUCACAAUGUACUCUGGCACCAAGCUUGCAGAGCUGCCGCCUGGAGUUUCUGCAUCGCCGUCUCCACAGCUGCGACAGCGAACCACGUCGACGCAAUCCGUACCCACGACCGAAUCCACACACACAAACGACUACCGCGAAGAGAGGCGGCGCGUGCACCAUGAGGCCGACAUCGUUAUUGUUGGCGCCGGUAUUCUUGGAUGCGCAGCGGCUGUCGCUUUCGGCAACCAGGGCAGGAGCGUCAUAUUGCUCGAGAAGAGCCUAAAGGAGCCUGAUAGGAUUGUAGGCGAGCUGCUGCAACCUGGCGGCGUCAAUGCCUUGGAGAAGUUGGGCAUGAGGGAUUGCCUCGACGACAUUGACGCCAUUCCCUGCUACGGCUACCAGAUCCUCUACGGCAAGGAAGAGGUCCACAUCCCUUACCCGGACAACCUCCUCACAUCUGCGCCCUCGAAAGCACCCGAAGGACGAUCCUUCCACCACGGCCGCUUCAUCUCCAAGCUACGUGCAAAGGCAAAGGCCACGCCCAACGUCACUGUUGUUGAAACAACCGUCGAAUCCAUGGUCAAGAGUGACUACACAAACCAGGUCGUGGGCGUAUCAUCCAAGACCGCCGGAGAGCAAGACUACUACUUUGGUGCCGUCACCCUCGUGGCAGAUGGUUACGCCUCCAAGUUCCGCAAAGAAUUCAUCCCUCACCAGCCCCAAGUACGCAGCAAGUUCUGGGGCCUCGAGAUGAUCGACGCCCAACUCCCCAUGCCAAACCAUGGUCACGUCAUCCUCGCCGACGCACCUCCAAUCCUCAUCUACCAAAUCGGCACCCACGAAACCCGCAUCCUCGUCGACAUACCCGAGAAUCUGCCCUCAGCCAGCCCCAAGAACGGAGGUGUCAAGAACCACAUGCUCAAUGUUGCGCUGCCCCAACUCCCAGAAUGCGUCCAACCCGCCUUCCGCAAAGCAAUCGAAGCCGGUAAACUGCGCUCAAUGCCAAACAGUUUCCUACCUCCUUCGACGCAGAGGCAGGCCGGACUCAUCAUCCUGGGUGAUGCCAUGAACAUGCGACAUCCCCUCACUGGUGGCGGCAUGACUGUUGCGUUCAAUGACGUAGUCCUCCUCUCCAACCUCCUCUCGCCCGCCAACGUACCCACAUUAGAGGAUACAUCUGCCGUCUUGUCCGCCAUGUCCACCUUCCACUGGCAGCGCAAGAACGGAUCUUCCGUCAUCAACAUUCUGGCCAUGGCUCUCUACAGCCUCUUCGCCGCCAACAACCAAUACCUAGAGCUGAUCAAGAAGGGUUGCUUCAAGUACUUCCUCCGCGGCGGCAAGAGUGUCAGUGAGCCUUGUGGUAUGCUCGCUGGUCUCAUCACCCAUCCCUGGAUGUUGGUGUGGCACUUCUUUUACGUCGCCUUCUAUGCCAUCUGGGUUCGGUUGCAGGAGGUGCCAAUCUACAAAGCACCAUACACGCUGUGCGUUGAGAGUGCUAUGGUUGUUUGGACAGCCAUCUGUGUCAUUGGUCCGUAUCUUGUUGCUGAGGUCAAGAUAUAGGUAUACGAUAAAAGAAGACUGAUACGGGUAAUGUAUAUACGUUUCAUCAGCCCCUGUUCAUGGGGCUUGUACAUAGGGCAUUGGGUUGGCGUUUCUCGGAUAAACCGUGUCGACA
Molecule: messenger RNA, 1939 nt
Organism: Alternaria alternata
Lineage: Eukaryota; Fungi; Ascomycota; Dothideomycetes; Pleosporales; Pleosporaceae
Product: SE-domain-containing protein
Exons: 2
Coding region: 289-1824 (511 amino acids)
Biological process (GO): ergosterol biosynthetic process
Cellular component (GO): membrane; endoplasmic reticulum
Molecular function (GO): squalene monooxygenase activity; flavin adenine dinucleotide binding
Source: RefSeq, a predicted model, not a curated record